Messenger RNA from Urocitellus parryii (Arctic ground squirrel), 354 nucleotides. It is a transcript of the gene Tstd1, whose product is annotated as thiosulfate sulfurtransferase like domain containing 1. Lineage: Eukaryota; Metazoa; Chordata; Mammalia; Rodentia; Sciuridae. The record is from RefSeq and is a predicted model, not a curated record. Gene Ontology annotation, cellular component: cytoplasm. Gene Ontology annotation, molecular function: thiosulfate-thiol sulfurtransferase activity.
AUGGCUGGAGCGUCCACGGUCUCGGUCUCGCUCCCUGAACUCCGGUCACUCCUAACAUCAGGCCGGGCCCGGCUCUUCGAUGUGAGAUCUCGGGAGGAGGCUGCAGCGGGAACCAUCCCAGGGGCAGUCAACAUCCCGGUGUCCGAGUUGGAAAGUGCCCUGCAGAUGGAGCCAGCUGCAUUCAAAGCAUUGUACCGCACUGAGAAGCCAAAGCAAGAAGAUGAGAAUCUUGUUUUCUUCUGUCAAAUGGGAAAACGGGGCUUCCAGGCCACACAGCUGGCCCGGCGCCUUGGAUACACAGGGGCUCGAAACUAUGCUGGGGCCUAUAAGGAAUGGUUCGAGAAAGAGGGUUAG